AAUUGUCAUUAAUGUCAAAAACUCGAUUCACGCGAGCGCAAUGUUUUUGUAAUUUAUUUACUUGAUAAAUAACCAGUUAAUAACCUAAAUAAGUAUUAAAUAAUCAAUUAUAUAAGUUAAGGAAUAAGUGUUAGUAAGUGAUAAGUGGGUUAACAAUGUCAGAAGAGGAUGAAAACUUGCAUCGUUUGGCGGGAUCUUCUGGGGAUGCUCCGGGCGGGCUUAUUAUUAAAAAGAAGGAUCCUCCGGCGGAAUUUCAGUUUGCCAAGCCUUCGUUGUUAGGGCUAGAUAAGCUGGCAGCAGCCAAACGCAAGCAGAACCGCCUAAUAUCGUUCCAGGACGAUACGAACGAGGAUGAUGGUGAAGACAGUAAAUCUGAAGCCAGUAGUUCGAAAGAACGUAAAUACAGGAAGCAUAAUGAAGAAACACCUACUUACACGGGUGGUAUAUCAGAACAAGCACGAGAACGCAUGCUUGAAAGGCUGCAGAAAAGAGAAAAGGAAGCAAAAGAAAAAGGAGUACAUCAUUCGACACAAGAAGAGAAGAAAUCACGGUCUAAAGACGAUGAGGAUGAUCGUUACUACCGGUAUCGUUACGACAGGAGGGACUGUGAUCGUGAUCGUAGGAGGGAUGACCGGAGAGAUGAUAGGAGGGACAGAGACCGUGAUAAAGAUAGACGGAGAGAUGGAAGAGACUCGGAACGGAGUUAUAGAGAUAGUGAGAGGAGAGGGGAAAGUUCUAGGAGAAGUAGUUAUGAACCUAGGUUUAAAGAUGAACCUCGGACUCCUAGCAUGAAGGUCCUAAAACCAACUGACAAGACAGCCUGGGAUGAUGAUGACGAUGACCCUAAGGCUCCACUGCGCAAAUCUAGUUGGGACUUCCCAACUCCACUGACUCGGGACGGUGGUGACCGGUCACAGAGGAGUGAGAGGAGUGGAAAGCCACUGAGGGAUUAUAAAGGAAGAUUGUAUGAGAAUACACCGAGAGCUUCACCUCAUAAAUUCGCCAGUUCAAGGCGUGGUGUGGAUAUUGAUGACCCUGAGUGGGAGGAGGCUGAGAAGAAACUGGACCGAGCUUGGUACAAUAUGGGUGAAGGUGAAGCAGACGAGUCAGAUCCCUUCGCUGGUACAUCAGCAGACUACGUAGCUCGCAAGGAGGAACAAAUAGAGAAACGCAGAAACAGGAAGGUGUCCGCUCAGAGACAACAGAUUGACAAAGAUAAUGAGCUGUGGGAGAGGAAUAGAAUGCUCACCAGUGGUGUCGUACAUGCUAUCAAUGUUAAUAAUGACUUGGAUGAGGAGAACGUGGACCGCGUGCACCUGUUGGUCCACAACAUCGUGCCUCCGUUCCUCGACGGCAGGAUCGUCUUCACCAAGCAGCCCGAGCCCGUCAUACCCGUGAAAGAUCCGACGUCAGACAUGGCAAUGAACGCCCGCAAAGGCUCGGCACUCGUGAAGGCAUUCAGGGAACAAAAGGAACGAAGGAAGGCGCAGAAGAAACAUUGGAAGCUGGAGGGAACUAAAAUUGGUAACAUCAUGGGUAUACAGAAGAAAGAGGAGGAAAUGGAGGACGGGCCUACCAAGGAUGCUUACAAGUACGCUGAACAUAUGGACAAAGACGCUCCCGAAGUGGAAUCGAAGUCGGACUUCGUGAAGAAGAUGACGAUAGGCGAGCAGCGCCGGUUCCUGCCCGUGUUCGCGGUCCGGGAGGAACUCAUGCAGGUCAUCCGGGAGAACAGUGUCGUCAUCAUUGUUGGUGAGACGGGCAGUGGUAAAACGACCCAGCUGACCCAGUACCUGCACGAGGAAGGGUUCAGUCGGCUCGGGACUAUCGGCUGCACCCAGCCGCGACGUGUCGCCGCCAUGUCCGUCGCCAAGCGAGUCUCCGAUGAAAUGAAUACUAAACUUGGUGACGAAGUAGGCUACGCGAUCCGUUUCGAGGACUGUUCGUCCCCGCAGACGGUGAUCAAGUACAUGACGGACGGCAUACUACUGCGCGAGGGUCUCCGCGAGCCCGACCUGGACAACUACUGCGCCAUCAUCAUGGACGAGGCACACGAGCGAUCGCUCUCCACAGACAUGCUGUUUGGACUACUUAGAGAGGUGGUGGCCCGUCGAUCAGACUUGAAGCUCAUAGUGACAUCAGCUACGAUGGACUCCACAAAGUUCUCCACGUUCUUCGGCAACGUGCCUACCUUCACCAUCCCCGGCAGAACGUUCCCGGUCGAGACAUUCUUCGCUAAAAACGUCUGCGAAGAUUAUGUUGAUGGCGCUGUUAAACAGGCUCUCCAAAUCCAUCUGCAGCCGGAGGAAGGAGACAUCCUAAUCUUCAUGCCGGGUCAAGAAGACAUUGAAGUUACUUGUGAGGUACUAACAGAGCGUCUAGCGGACUUGGACAGCGCGCCCCCGCUCACCGUGCUCCCCAUAUACUCCCAGCUGCCCGCAGACUUGCAGGCCAAGAUCUUCCAGCGCGCCCCACCUGGACAGAGGAAGUGCAUCGUCGCUACUAAUAUUGCUGAGACGUCCCUGACGGUGGACGGUAUCAUGUACGUGAUAGACAGCGGGUACUGCAAGCUCAAGGUGUACAACCCAAGGAUUGGUAUGGAUGCCCUACAGAUCUACCCAGUAAGUCAAGCGAACGCCCGCCAGCGCGCAGGUCGCGCCGGCCGUACCGGUCCGGGCAAGGCGUUCUGUCUCUACACCCAGAGACAGUACCAACACGAACUGUUGGCCUCCACAGUGCCAGAGAUACAGAGAACUAAUCUGGCCAAUACUGUACUGUUGCUGAAGAGUUUGGGAGUCGAAGAUCUCCUUGCUUUCCAUUUUAUGGAUCCACCGCCACAGGACACGAUCCUGAACUCGAUGUACCAGCUGUGGAUCCUGGGCGCACUGGACGGCACGGGCGCCCUCACUCCGCUCGGCCGACAGAUGGCAGAGUUCCCUCUAGACCCGCCGCAGUGUCACAUGCUCAUUGUCAGCGCCAAGAUGGGAUGCAGUGUAGAAGUGCUUAUUAUUGUGUCAAUGCUGUCAGUACCGUCAGUGUUCUACCGGCCCCAGGGUCGCGAGGAGGAGGCUGACUCUGUGAAGGAGAAGUUCCAGGUGCCCGAGUCUGACCACCUCACACUGCUGCAUUUGUACAACCAGUGGAAGGCUAACAAUUACUCGGGCCAGUGGUGCACAGAGCACUUCGUGCAUGGUAAGGCGAUGCGCAAAGUACGCGAGGUGAGACAACAACUGAAGGACAUCAUGCAACAACAGAGACUGCCACUCGUCUCCUGCGGGACUGACUGGGAUCUUGUACGCAAAUGUAUCUGCUCUGCAUACUUCCAGCAAGCAGCUCGUCUUAAAGGUAUAGGGGAGUACGUGAACUGUCGUACGGGUAUGCCGUGUCACUUGCACCCCACAUCGGCACUGUUCGGGCUGGGCAACUCGCCCGACUACGUGGUCUACUACGAGCUGAUGAUGACCACCAAGGAGUACAUGCACUGCGUCACUGCUGUGGACGGGAGGUGGCUCGCUGAACUGGGACCUAUGUUCUUUUCGGUCAAGGAAACUGGGAAAUCAAACCGCGACAAACGUAAAGAAGCAGCCGUACAUCUGCAGCGUAUGGAGGAAGAGAUGAAGCAAGCUGAACAGAAGAUGGCAGAAGAGAGAAAGAAGAAAGAAGAAGAUGUACCAGUGAAGCAGGAGAUAGCUACACCGGGGCUCAACACUCCGCGCAGAACUCCGCAUAGACUGGGACUGUAACUUCGAGUGUCGAUAUUUUGUAUUUUUUAAAUCAAUAAAUGUACUUUUUUUAAAUA
Spodoptera frugiperda (fall armyworm) is the source of this 3799-nucleotide messenger RNA. Its product is annotated as pre-mRNA-splicing factor ATP-dependent RNA helicase PRP16. The record is from RefSeq and is a predicted model, not a curated record. Gene Ontology annotation, biological process: mRNA splicing, via spliceosome. Bases 156 to 3743 code for a protein of 1195 amino acids. Lineage: Eukaryota; Metazoa; Arthropoda; Insecta; Lepidoptera; Noctuidae. Gene Ontology annotation, molecular function: RNA binding; ATP binding. Gene Ontology annotation, cellular component: spliceosomal complex; intracellular anatomical structure. The transcript is spliced from 21 exons.